Messenger RNA from Alligator mississippiensis (American alligator), 5751 nucleotides. RefSeq names its product calpain 5 (gene CAPN5). Lineage: Eukaryota; Metazoa; Chordata; Crocodylia; Alligatoridae. The transcript is spliced from 13 exons. Gene Ontology annotation, biological process: proteolysis. Gene Ontology annotation, molecular function: calcium-dependent cysteine-type endopeptidase activity. The coding region runs from base 311 to 2236 and encodes 641 amino acids. Gene Ontology annotation, cellular component: cytoplasm. The record is from RefSeq and is a predicted model, not a curated record.
CGCCCCACCCCAAAACAGGCCAGUCAGUGGUCGGCACUUGCUUGGGCUCCAAAAUAAUCUUUCAAAGCAGGGUCCCAGCGGAGUGUCUUGCCCGCUGGGAUCUCCACUGUUUUGCAGUGGGCUUGAUCUGCCCCUGAAAUCCCGCCCCCACCUCCGGACCCGUGAAAUCUUCCUGACCAACCCGCAUAAUCCAAGAGGGAAACAUUGCAUCAGGAAACUCCUGAUCUGCUCUAGUCCAGGCACUCUCUGAAGUCACUUGCAACUGGGCGAGCUGUCCGUGUACGGAUGACAACAGGGCCGGCGGUGAAGGAUGUUCUCCUCGGUGAAGGCGUACGAGAAUCAGCGGUAUGCAUCCCUGAAGAAGAGCUGCCAGCGGCGGAAGCAGCUCUUUGAGGACCCGCUCUUCCCGGCCACCGAGGACUCCCUCUUCUACAAGUCUCGCAUCCAGGGCAUCCAGUGGAAGCGCCCGAACGAGAUCUGCGACGACCCUUACCUCUUCGUGGAUGGAAUCAGUUCCCAUGACUUGCACCAGGGCCAGGUGGGGAACUGCUGGUUCGUGGCCGCCUGCUCAUCUCUGGCCUCCCGGGAGGCCUUGUGGCAGAAGGUCAUCCCGGACUGGAAGGAGCAGGAGUGGAAUCCCGAGAAGCCCGAGAGCUACGCCGGGAUUUUCCACUUCCAGUUCUGGCGCUUCGGCGAGUGGCUGGACGUGGUGAUCGACGACCGUCUGCCGACGCUUCACAACCAGCUCAUCUAUUGCCACUCCAACUCCAAGAACGAGUUCUGGUGUGCACUGGUGGAAAAGGCCUAUGCCAAGUUGUCGGGCUGUUACGAGGCCCUCGAUGGAGGCAACACAGCCGAUGCACUCGUAGAUUUUACAGGUGGCAUCUCGGAGCCCAUCGACCUGACCGAAGGGGACUACAUCAACGAUGAAGCCAAGCGCAACCUCCUCUUCGAGCGUGUGCUCAAGGUGCACAAUCGGGGAGGGCUCAUCAGCUGCUCCAUCAAAGCGACCUCAGCAGCUGACAUGGAAGCUCGCCUGGACUGUGGCCUGGUGAAGGGCCAUGCCUACGCGGUGACGGAUGUGCGGAAGGUGCGUCUGGGCCAUGGCUUGCUGUCCUUCUUCAAAUCGGAGAAGCUGGACAUGAUCCGUAUGAGGAAUCCCUGGGGGGAGCGGGAGUGGACCGGCCCGUGGAGCGAUACCUCUGAAGAGUGGAAAAAAGUGAGCAAAAGCGAGAGAGAGAAGAUGGGGAUGACGGUGGAAGAUGAUGGAGAAUUUUGGAUGACGUUUGAAGACUUCUGCAGAUACUACACUGACAUCAUCAAGUGCCGGCUCAUAAACACGUCAUACCUGAGCAUCCACAAGACCUGGGAAGAGUCGGUGCUGCAGGGGGCCUGGACUAGACACGACGACCCCUUGAAGAACCGUAGCGGGGGCUGCAUCAAUCACAAGGACACCUUCCUGCAGAACCCCCAGUACGUGUUUGACGUGAAGAAGGCAGAAGACGAAGUGCUUAUCUCCAUCCAGCAGAAGCCAAAACGGACAAGCCGCAAGGAGGGCAAAGGAGAGAACUUGGCCAUCGGGUUUGAUAUCCAUAAGGUGGAGCUGAACCGGAGCUACCGGAUGCACAUGCUGCAGCAGAAAGUGGCCAGCUCAAUCUUCAUCAACUCCCGGAGCGUGUUCCUGCGGACGGACCUGAAGGAGGGCCGCUACGUCAUCAUCCCAACCACCUUCGACCCCGGCCACGAAGGGGAGUUCCUGCUCAGGAUCUUCACAGAUGUGCCUUCAGACUGCCGAGAGCUGACCUUGGAUGAGCCUCCUCACACCUGCUGGAGCAGAAUGUGUGGCUAUCCACAAAUGGUGUCCCAAAUCCAUGUCCUAGCAGCGGCUGGGCUCAAGAAUCUGGAUUCCCAAGGAGCUGCUGACCCAUACGUGAUCAUUAAAUGUGAAGGUGAAAAAAUUCGAUCUCCAGUGAAGAAAAACACCCUCUCUCCAGAGUUUGAUGUUAAAGGGCUCUUCUAUCGCAAGAAGCCAGGACAGCCCGUCAUUGUUCAGAUCUGGAACCACAACCUUCUGAGUGACGAGUUCCUGGGUCAGGUGGCUCUAACAGCUGAUCCCAAUGACGUCCAGUCCAUACACACCUUACAUCUCCAAGACAAGGGCAACAAGCAGUCCAACGACCUUCCAGGAACCAUCGCCGUGAAGCUUGUCAGCAGUAGCAUCCUCACCAAUGUCUAGCUACUCACAGACUCUUCUUCUAGGGCCAUAUAUGUGUAUACAUUAUAUACAGCAUAUAUACUGUCUGCAAGUUGUAUGAACUAUGCAUGCAUCCCAGUUAAAAGGGCCAGUCUUGUGUUUUCAAUGUUUUAAAAAAAAAAAAGAAAAGGUGCCUUUUUGGGGAACCAAAACCAUUUUUUUCUUCAGAUGAGGCAUCCUUUGCAGCCCAUACUAAAGAAGUGUGUGCUGGUGUGACAGGGCUGAGCGUGUAAUACAUUCUGUGACAGCCAGAGCGAGAUGCCACAAUGCUGUUUGUUUACAUGGGGGUGUCCCACACACGCACACGCAGGCGGACCUCUUGGUCCUCCCAAGCACUAUGCAUCUUAAGUCAACCUGCUUGGGUUUUAGACAGCCAUAUAGACCGUCAUUUCCACCAGAGUCUCAUUUGCAUCAUUAUCUGUAGAAACACAUUCAAGAAGUAGAUAACAGUUGACCUGGAAGUUUGUAUGUGUUCUUAGCAUGGGUUUGUACGUUGGCCGUAAGGCAACCGGAUGAAGAAAGUAUCAAGGUAUUUCCACGGUCUUUCUAAAGCCCAGCCAAACUGGUACCGCUUGACAAGACAAAGAUUAUGGAUGUUUCAUCUAGGAUCUGCUGUCUCCACAUGAUCUAUCUUGCCAAGUAUCAACCCGAGUCUUUCACUGAUAACUGUGAGAGUGGGAUAUAGAAAAAGCCAACAUCCAUAGCAAUUUGGACCACACACAGCACAGAGCAGGUAGCCAACAGUGGCAUACCAAGGUCCAGCAAGAGAUGCCAUGUUCAGACAAAGAGGGGAUACCGAGGCAUCGGUCAUGAAAGCCUGAAGCUAGCAGAGCCAGUGUUUGGAGAGCGUUGCUCAGUAGGGGCCAUCGCAACCAACUGGUACAGGUUUUCAGUGUAUAAUUUGAGUACCCAGCACCUCUAUCCUUCAUAAUUUUUUACAAACUAGACCUAAUUCUUCUCUUAUGUGUUUUUAUACUGGCAUUGUAGCUUCUACCUUGCCAUGAAGGAAGGAAGAGGAAAACUGGUCCUAGCACACCUUGAAAAGACAAGGACAUAAUUCAUUGUAGAGGCUGGUUAUCACUUUUAAUUACCAGUACACUGAUUACUUAUUUGAGAGACCCCUCCUUAUUGGAGCUGGCUCACCCUGAAGUAUUUCACAGAUACUGACAAUUCUGCUGUGUCUCUGGGCCUUGAUCUGCCAUCUGGUUUACCAUGCAAACUAUAUUAAAGUUGUGUCAUUUGUUCCCAUUGGUAGCAGAACUGGGCUCUUUUUAGGGGAUCAUUUUUGGGAAGCAAAGCAGUGGAUCCUAGUCUCUUCCUUGAGUGUCUGGCAAAGGCAGGUUUCAAUGCAUUACAGCUUUCUCAAUGUGCCUUUAAUAAUUGUAAGAUGGGAGAAUUUUCCGUUUAAACCUUCUAAGUGGUUAACGAGAACCAAGCCUUUUGCUGUUGGCCACAGGCAACAUAUGGAGAUGAGUAUUGUACUGCUUCAUGGACAGACAUUGAUAACUUUGUUUUAUAAAUUGGUUUAGGACAGCUUUAGAAAUGGUUUUUCACCCCCGGACCAACCUGAGUCGUAUUUCAACGGGAAAGUAAAGCGGAAUGAGCCCUUUCAUCAGAGCAGGCAAUUUUGUGCCUGAAGCACUACAUUUCUGUGUUGAUUUGGCAAGACGGUUUUUCAAGAUGCACAAAGUCCUGCUAAACGGGUGAUUUUCCUGCCACGUGGAGUAUGUUUCCUUCAUUCUCAUUUCAACUACAUGUGCUUCAAGAAGCAGCCAAAGUAGCUCAACAGAGGUCUUUAUUAGCGGGGUGCCAGUUAAAGGAGCCCUCUGUACAGCUUUCCAGAGCAGUGGCGUUAAUCUGUUGUGGGUAUUGCUGGCACAUUGGCCUGUCUGGUGAUUUGCUUAGGCCUUACUUGUGGUUCUGCAGGAUUGGAGGCAGGUUCUGGCCCGCAGCGUCCCCCCGCCAUGUGCUAACCAUUCCUGCAUGGUGUUGAGCAUCCUCAACUCCCACCAAUAUACCAUUGGGAACUGUAGGCGUUCAGUACUUUUGACACUGGGGCUUUACUUCCCAGAUCUGAAGACCUCCAGUCAAUGAAGAAGUUGAGAUUUGGGCGCUGCUUGGCUGCAGCAAAACCUUGGGUCCAGCUGACCCCGACAUUCAGAGGCAUUCAGAUUCGGGUCCACAUUUCAUGCUCAGGGCUUGUGUCUAGAGAUCACUUUGGCAAUAGCAGUCCAAUUUCUCUCCAGGCCACACCGACUGCUGUCUACGAUCAGGGGAGUAGAGAGGACGUUAAAACAGCUGGGCUUGUGUAGCCUACAGACGUGCAGGCGGAGAGGGGACAUGAUGGCUCUCCACAAAUACAUCGGGGAGGUAAACCCCAGGGAUGGAGCACAGCUGUUCAAGCUAUAGGAUAGUGUUGGCACGAGAACAAGUGGGUGUAAACUGGUCAUGAACUGGCAGUUCAGGAUGGAAAUUAGGAGGUUUCUAAGCCUCAGUUUGAGCUUCUGCAACAGUCUUCCACAAAGAAGAGUGGGGAUGAAAAACACCCCCAAACCAAACUGCUUUAAAGAUAGAGCUUGGUCUGUGUAUGAAAGGCAAGGUAGGAGCUGGUCACCUCUAGAAGUCAAGGCCUGGACUUGAUAGAGGUGCCUUCCAGGCUGAGGUUACUAUACGCUGAAUAGAAAGUGAUACUGGCCCCAUUGCUAGAGCAGCUUUGGCCAGGAAAUGUGCAGCCUCUGGGCCAGAUUGCACAUCCCUUACUCUUGCUGAAUAGCCCGUCAAUCCAGAGCAGCCCCAUUGAAGCUGCUUUGAGAGGCUUGCUCUGCACCUAAGGCUAUCAGGACCCUUUAACCAGGGAAAGUCACAGAGCGCACAGACUAUUUUGCCUAUCCCUUACAGAGAAACAAGCCAUAGCGACAGGAGAGAUGGUUGUUUACAGCCUUUUCCAUCAAAUAUAUAUAUAUAUAUCAGGACCAAAAUGUCUUAAUAUUUGUAAUCCUUUUUGCCUUUUUGUUCAGUUUUGCUUUUUUUUAAAGCCUCCUAAAUUCUAGAAGAAAAUGUUUUUUUCCCUUUCAAGGAGAUAACGGGAACACCCUUUAUUACAUGAUUUCUUAGGCUCUCGUCUUUUCUCUUUAAAAAUGAUUUGGGAGAGGAGUUACUGAAAUGCCAUUGUUAACUUUGCUAACUUUCAACGUCUGUAAAACUAAGUUAGCUCUUGCUUUUGAAGAUGAGCGCUCUAAAGCGAUCGCCUAAGAGAUGCCUUUGAUUUGUUGCCUGUUUCUUCUGCCAAUAAUUUCACUGUAUAUGAAGAAUCAUGAUGGCACUUGGUUCAUCAAGCUUCAUGACGUGCACGUGUUAAAACGGGACAGGACAGUGUCUUCCUACAUGAAAAGCAUUGACGUGUCGCAUUGUAUGAGAUCAACAAGCAGUCCAAGCAUAAUGCCAAACUUGUACAGAUGUAAACCUUCUAUAAAUAAAUUGUGUAUAUUUUCUUUGGA